AUGGCUAGUUCUGAAUCUGAAAUAGAAUCACAAUCAAAAUCAACCAGUUUUGCACCUUUUAAACCACUAUUCAAGAAAGCAAAGAUUUCAAGUUCUAAAUACCAGCAAUCUAAUUUGCAACAAAAUCAAUUUUAUAACACUCAGAAAAAUUGA
This is a messenger RNA of Racocetra fulgida, 153 nucleotides long. Lineage: Eukaryota; Fungi; Glomeromycota; Glomeromycetes; Diversisporales; Gigasporaceae. The record is from the annotation of a GenBank genome assembly.